CUCGCUCUAUCACAACUCAUUCAGUCUUCCAUAUUCACAUCUCGACAUAGGACGACAUGGGCGAGGCGGUCAACUUGCCAUUCUCGCUGCACCGUCUCUUUGAGCCACGCGCGCCGCUCUUCUUCCUCAAGCCGCUCGACCAGCUGCCCUAUGAGAAGAACCUGCCGUCGUACACUGGCAUCGGUCAUCUCGUACACAAAUUUGAGAAUCCUGCAGACACGCCGGCAGCAGUGUACAUUCCAUCCCGCCUUGAAAUCCGGGCCAAGAAGCGCCAAGCGGAUGAAAGUCGUCACGCGAGUGAACUCGAGACUGCCACAGCAGCAUGGCAUCCCAAGGAAAACCCAAACGCCACUUCCGACCCGUUCAAGACGUUGUUCAUUUCGAAUUUGAGCUAUGACACGACUGAGGAAUCCCUCAAGCGCGAAAUGGAAGAAUAUGGCUCAAUCAAACAGAUUCACAUUGUGCGAAACACUCAAACCUCCAAGCCCCGCGGCUACGCUUUCGUGGAGUUUGAGCACGAACGGGACAUGAAAGAUGCAUACAAGCAAGCAGAUGGUCGAAAAGUCGAUGGUCGGCGAAUCGUAGUUGACUUUGAGCGCGGUCGGACAAUCAAGGAGUGGAAACCAAGACGAUUAGGAGGCGGCGUUGGCUUGCCACGACAAAAUCCCAAGGAUGCUGCCAAGGCGGACGGAGUGCACUCGAUCGUGCCACAGCGCGCCCGCAGCCGCAGUCGUAGUCGUAGCCCUGAACGCCGCUAUGAUGACCGCCGCGACGACCGCCGCGACGACCGCCGGGAUGAUCGGCGAGAUGACCGACGAGAUGAUCGCGAUCGUGAUCGUGAUCGUGAUUCUCGCGACCGCUACUCUGACCGCGACCGCUACUCUGACCGUGACCGACAUUCUGACCGCGACCGAUACUCUGACCGCGACCGUUCCGACCGUGACCGUUCCGAUCGCGACCGGUCUGACCGCGACCGCGACCGUGAUCGCUACGAUCGAGACCGAUACGAUCGUCGCUAAAAGACCUGGUAACGAAGGCCGGUCACUCGAUGUUUCGUUUCGUUUGUUUUUUUUGUUUUCCUCCAGUACACUCAUGUUCCACUGCUACUCCCACUUCAGGAGCAGUAAUCAGCAACCAACGCAUCAAAGCGAUUUAUGUUUGUCUUGUCUGAAGUGUUUCAAGGGAUACAUAUAAGGCCGGUGUAUUUCG
Molecule: messenger RNA, 1209 nt
Organism: Capsaspora owczarzaki ATCC 30864
Lineage: Eukaryota; Filasterea; Ministeriida; Capsasporidae
Product: Snrp70 protein
Exons: 7
Coding region: 57-1019 (320 amino acids)
Biological process (GO): mRNA splicing, via spliceosome
Cellular component (GO): precatalytic spliceosome; U1 snRNP; U2-type prespliceosome
Molecular function (GO): mRNA binding; U1 snRNA binding
Source: RefSeq, a predicted model, not a curated record